Molecule: messenger RNA, 2439 nt
Organism: Impatiens glandulifera
Lineage: Eukaryota; Viridiplantae; Streptophyta; Magnoliopsida; Ericales; Balsaminaceae
Product: G-type lectin S-receptor-like serine/threonine-protein kinase LECRK3
Exons: 1
Coding region: 1-2439 (812 amino acids)
Biological process (GO): protein phosphorylation
Molecular function (GO): ATP binding; protein serine/threonine kinase activity
Source: RefSeq, a predicted model, not a curated record
AUGGGACAUGAUUAUUUCCAAAUAAUCACCAUUUUUACUCUGUUUUCUGCAACAAAUUCUCACGCUUAUUCAAACAUUAGCUUUGGUUCGUCUCUAUACGCCGGUCAAGACGAUAACAACAACCCUCCAUGGCUCUCUCCUUCCGGCGAUUUCGCAUUCGGAUUUCUCCCAUAUCAAAAUCAAUUCAUUCUCGCAAUCUGGUUUUCCUCAAUUCCAGAAAAAACCAUUGUCUGGUCUGCUAACGGUAAGAAUCCAGUUCAAAAAGAUUCCAAACUUGAACUAUCCGCCGACACCGGCCUUCUUAGCCUCACCGAUCCGACCGGUCUGCUCAUAUGGAAUAGUAGCAUUAGCCGUUAUUCCACAGCUAAAAAUGAUAGCUUGAUUACACCUUAUGCUGCCAUGCUUGAUAAUGGAAACUUUAUGGUUGUUAGUUCAAGUGGAGACAAGAUUUGGGAAAGUUUUAGAUAUCCAACCGAUACUAUCUUACCUGGUCAAAUAUUGAAAACUGGAGAUUUACUUUGGGCAAUGAAAUCUGAAACUGAUUACAGACCAGGUAGAUUUGAACUUCGUUUGCUUUCUAAUGGAAGUCUUGUUAUGAAUCAAAUUUAUGCUUAUACAUCUAACCCAUAUGAUGCUUUUUAUGAAAUCUCAAAUGUUUCACAAUUGGGUUUUAAUGAUUUGGGUCAUGUUUAUCUUCAAAUGUUAAACGGGAGUUUAACUGAUCUCUUAACGCCGGUCUCUGUUGACAGCGAUUUGUUCUUCCGUGCGACUCUCAAUUUCGAUGGUACUUUUACUUUAUACUCUCGUUUGAAGACAGUUAACGGAAGUUGGAAUCCGUUAAAGACAAUUCCUGAUAAUAUCUGUUUGUCUUUUGCUGUUUACUAUGGAAGUGGACCUUGUGGGUUUAAUAGUUACUGUGAGCUAAGAAAAGAUGGGAGACCGGUUUGUAGAUGUGCGCCUGGAUUUUCAUUGUUGAAUUCGAAUGACAGUUAUGGCGGUUGUAAAAUGGAUUAUAAGGGUUUUGGGCAAGAUUGUAAUGAAGUUGGUUCUGUUAAAAAUGAAGACUUUUACUAUUUUAGCACCCUAACCGGAGUUGAUUGGCCACUAACCGCCUAUGAAAAGUUAUACCCGUCAACGGAAUACGAUUGUGAGAAUUCAUGUCGGCGGGAUUGUUACUGCGCCGUCGCUAUUUACCAGCCGCCGGAUAAUUCAACGGAUGGGACUUGUUGGAAGAAAAGAUUACCGCUUUCAAAUGGAAGAUUUGAUCCGACUGGAGCUAUCAACAGAACUGCAAUUUUCAAAUUACCCAAAUCCAAUUCUUCAAUUGACUUACCUGGAUUGGAUUCCGGAUCGAAUUCUGAUAAGGAUAAAAAGGGAACCUUGAUUCUAUCAUCUUUCUUAGUUACUUCCGUUAUCUUCAAUUUCUUCUCAAUUGCUGCAAUUUUCAUGGCGGCUUUCUUCCUAUACCCGAAAUCAAAGAAUCAUCUUGAUUUGAAAAACCCAGAUACAAAUUUACGAUCUUUUUCUUAUGAACAGCUUGAAUUAGCAACAGAUGGGUUCAAGGAGGAAUUGGGUAAGGGUGCGUUUGGAACGGUAUACAAAGGCCUACUGGAUUCAUCUUCUUCUUCAGGCAUCCAAAUCGCAGUAAAGAAACUGGACAAGAUAGUUCAAGAAGGAGAAAAGGAAUUCAAAACAGAAGUAAACGUGAUCGGACAAACCCACCACAAGAAUCUAGUCCGAUUAAUCGGAUACUGUCAAGAAGGAGAAAACCGGCUGCUUGUAUACGAGUUCAUGCAUAAGGGUUCUCUUUCAAGUUUCCUAUUCAAACCACCAACAACAAUCAAACCUCCAUGGAAAGACAGAGUGAACAUUUCAUUUGGAAUUGCUCGUGGUUUAUUGUACUUACACGAUGAAUGCAACACUCAGAUAAUCCAUUGUGAUAUAAAGAGUCAAAACAUUCUAUUAGACAAUUCAUUAACCGCAAAGAUUUCAGAUUUCGGGUUAGCUAAGCUUAUGAUGAACAAUCACAGCCGAACCCUGACUCAAAUUCGAGGAACCAGAGGAUAUGUAGCACCGGAGUGGUUUAAGAACAUUCCAAUCACGGUUAAGGUUGAUGUUUACAGUUUUGGGGUUGUUUUGUUUGAGAUAAUAAGUUGUAAGAGAAGUUUGGCAAUGAAGGAAGAGGAAUCGGUGAUAUUAUCUGAUUGGGCUUUUGAGUGUUUUAGCGAUGGAAAAUUGGAAGAGUUAGUUGAUGGGGAUGUGGGUGCGGUGGAAGAUGCGGCUAGGCUCGAGAGAAUGGUUAUGGUUGGGUUGUGGUGCGUACAAGAUGAACCGGGGUUAAGACCUUCUAUGAGGGAAGUGAGUUUAAUGCUCGAAGGGAUCAUCGAUGUGCCUGUUCCUCCAUGUCCAUAUUCGUCGUCGGUUAAUUCUUUUUCGUGA